UCUUUCGCAGCGCCGGGGUGGUAAUUUCCGGCUUGCUGAAGAAAGUUGAUCAGGGAAGGUCCUCUGGUUCCUGGAUUUUAAAAAAUGGAUAGCCAGGGAAGGAAAGUAGUGGUUUGUGACAAUGGAACCGGGUUUGUGAAGUGUGGCUAUGCAGGCUCCAACUUUCCAGAGCACAUCUUCCCGGCACUGGUGGGCAGGCCCAUCAUCCGGUCCACAGCCAAAGUGGGCAACAUUGAGAUAAAGGACCUGAUGGUGGGGGACGAGGCCAGUGAGCUGCGCUCCAUGCUGGAGGUCAACUACCCCAUGGAGAACGGCAUCGUGCGCAACUGGGACGACAUGAAGCACCUCUGGGACUACACCUUCGGCCCCGAGAAGCUCAACAUCGACUCGCGCAACUGCAAGAUCCUGCUCACCGAGCCGCCCAUGAACCCCACCAAGAAUCGAGAGAAGAUCAUCGAGGUGAUGUUCGAGACGUAUCAAUUUGGUGGUGUUUACAUCGCAAUUCAGGCCGUGCUCACUCUUUACGCUCAAGGUCUUCUCACUGGCGUGGUUGUGGAUUCGGGCGAUGGUGUCACGCACAUCUGUCCCGUGUAUGAAGGAUUCUCUUUGCCCCAUCUGACCCGACGACUCGACAUCGCAGGCCGAGACAUCACUCGUUACCUCAUCAAGCUCUUGUUGCUGAGGGGCUAUGCGUUCAACCACUCGGCCGACUUUGAGACGGUGCGCAUGAUGAAGGAGAAGCUGUGCUACGUGGGCUACAACAUCGAGCAGGAGCAGAAACUAGCGCUCGAGACCACCGUCCUCGUGGAAUCCUACACGCUGCCUGAUGGCCGUGUGAUAAAGGUGGGUGGGGAGCGCUUCGAGGCCCCCGAGGCCCUGUUCCAGCCCCACCUGAUCAACGUGGAGGGGGUCGGGGUGGCCGAACUGCUCUUCAACACCAUCCAGGCUGCAGACAUAGACACCAGAGCGGAGUUCUACAAGCACAUCGUUCUGUCGGGCGGUUCCACCAUGUAUCCCGGCCUGCCCUCUCGCCUGGAGCGUGAACUCAAACAGCUCUACCUGGAGCGCGUGCUGAAAGGAGACGUGGAGAAGCUCUCGAAAUUCAAGAUCCGAAUUGAAGACCCGCCGCGGCGCAAGCACAUGGUGUUCCUGGGCGGAGCUGUGCUGGCUGACAUCAUGAAGGACAAGGACAACUUCUGGCUGACGCGCGAGGAGUACGAGGAGAAGGGCGUACGCGUCCUCGAGAAGCUCGGAGUCACCGUCAGAUAAACCCACGACAACCAACGCUCCCCCAACCCCCCCCCCUCCCCCGACCCCAAUUGCCCAUUCUCCCCCCCCCCCAAAACUCGCCCACUGCUCACCCAUCAUCUCCCCCCACCCGUGAAGCACCCCUCUCACCCCAUCUGAAGGACCCACACCACAUCACUUGUCUCCAAUACAAUACAGUAAUGAAUAUAUGAAGAAGAAAAAUAAUAAUUUCACCUCUCACUACCCGCUUCGGUUUAGCCUCCUCUUUCACAGGUUCACACCAUCCUUAGAAGGAUAAAUGGGAAGAGAGAGGGAGGGUGAGAAAAGAGGAGAUGUUGGACUGUAGUGGGUGGUUUGGUGCAGGAUGAAGGUCGAUGUGAUGAUUUUGGUGGGGUAGAACCUUUGUCACUGUUCCCCCCCAUGUCUUUGGUUAGGGGGGACGAUGCCAUUUUUAGCCCUAGUAGUAACCAUAGUGAUUGGACAAACCAAAUUAACUCACCCAUGUCAUAUGAUGUCAUGUCAUGAUUGCCACGUGUCAUGCCAGCUCUGAUGCUGGGAUCAUUUUUUUAAUAGGCAGGCUUCUCCAAACGAGUGCAGGUUUUUCUUUCUUUUCCUGGUUUCCUCUCUCUUGCGCUCUCUCUCUCUCCCUCCCUUCUGUCUUGGCUGGCUGGCUUGUUGCAACCCAGUUGUGUUUGUUUGUCCUUUGUUGAGAAGAAGAUUUGGUGUGUGUGUGUGUCUGUAUGAGUGAGGGUGUGUGUGUGUCUGUAUGAGUGAGGGUGUGUGUGUGUGUGUAAGAGGGGGGUUUAUGGCACAGGUCCAUAUGGGUGUUUUGAAGUAAAAAGAAAAAAGAAGUGCGCUUUCUCUUUCCCCUGGUUUGGGUUUGAUGUCUUUGAUGGCCUCUGGUAGACCCCUCCCUGACCCCUGGAUGCUAUUUAAAACCAGCCACUGGCCAGUCCCCCCGCCCCUUAAAACAUCCUUAACUAUUCCAUAUGAGGACUGUUCUAUUUCUAUGUCAUUGUCUUUAUUAUUAUUAUUAUUAUUAUGAAUUUUGUAUCAUUUCUAUUCUAGGAGGGGAAUUGGUUUGUAUGUUUUAUUUUUUUCCUUCUUUUGGAUGAUGUAGAUUUUUUUUCUUUCUUUAUGGUCUUUUGUUUCUACUUUUUCAUAUGCAUUCUUUUUUUUCUCUUGCAGUGUAUUACUUCAUGACGUUGUGUCAGUGUUGGUUGCACAGAUGUUUUGUAAAAGUCACGUGUGCAUUGAGACAAGUACCUGUCGCACUCACCUUUUUCGAACGCUUUGAGAGAUUCCUCCAUAAUUGUUGUCUUCCCUUUUCUGAAAAUUGUGGACAUCUAUAAGAAGUCUUCAUAAGGGACUUGGAUACCCAGAUUAUGGUCUGGUGUCAUGGUAACGGUCAUUGGGGUGGGGGGUGGGCAGGGGUUAUAAUCAUACUGUAAGAAAAAGGACCUGGUGUCUUUGGGUAUGGAGACGUUUGGAAAAAAAUGAAAAAGGCAAUGUUCAGGUCUCUGCCCCUAUAUUGAACGUGUGUACUUCAUGGCACUUCAUACUCAGUAUAUAACUAUAUAUUAUUUUUCUCCCCGCUCCUUCCCGCCCUCCAAAAAAAGUUCAUCCAGUGCCAAGAGCAGUUAUUGUAACUGGAUAUUUUUUGUGUCGUUUUCAUUUUGUUGUUUUGUUUGGUUCAUAGCAUAACUGCCUAACGCUGAUUUAAAUAAAGAAAGUGAUUUAUAAAUUGUCACUUGUGAG
Messenger RNA from Engraulis encrasicolus (European anchovy), 3006 nucleotides. RefSeq names its product actin-related protein 2-A. The record is from RefSeq and is a predicted model, not a curated record. The transcript has 9 exons. Gene Ontology annotation, biological process: Arp2/3 complex-mediated actin nucleation. Gene Ontology annotation, cellular component: Arp2/3 protein complex; actin cortical patch. NCBI's taxonomy places the organism in Eukaryota, Metazoa, Chordata, Actinopteri, Clupeiformes, Engraulidae. Gene Ontology annotation, molecular function: actin filament binding. The coding region runs from base 85 to 1269 and encodes 394 amino acids.